Messenger RNA from Poecilia latipinna (sailfin molly), 3531 nucleotides. Its product is annotated as anthrax toxin receptor 1-like. Lineage: Eukaryota; Metazoa; Chordata; Actinopteri; Cyprinodontiformes; Poeciliidae. The record is from RefSeq and is a predicted model, not a curated record. The transcript has 17 exons. Gene Ontology annotation, molecular function: transmembrane signaling receptor activity. Bases 56 to 1633 code for a protein of 525 amino acids. Gene Ontology annotation, cellular component: cell surface; plasma membrane.
GUAGCUGUGGAGUAUAUGGAAGUUAUCGCCUACGUAGAGAUACAGAGAAAACUUUAUGAUGUUUCUCACAUUCAUUUGUGCUCUCCCGUUCUGCAGGUCUGGCAGUGUGAUUGGCCACUGGAAUGAAAUCUUUGAAUUCGUGAAGAACUUGGCAGAGAAGUUUAAAAGUCCCAUGCUGAGGAUGUCCUUCAUAACAUUCAGCUCCAGAGCGUCCACCAUCAUGAAGCUAACAGAAAACAGAGUGACUAUCCAAAAGGGCCUGAAUGCUCUGAGGAAAGAGAAACCUGGUGGGGAUACUCUGAUGGACCUGGGGCUGCAGAGUGCAAACGACCAGAUACGCAAGGAAAACUUUGGGACAGCCAGUGUGAUCAUCGCUCUGACAGAUGGUGACCUGCAAGAGCAGCAGCUCUUCGAUGCACAACAGCAGGCAGAGGAAGCCAGACGUCUGGGAGCGAUCGUGUACUGUGUUGGUGUCAAAGACUUUAAUGAAACACAGCUGGCCACCAUUGCGGACACCAUAGAACAUGUGUUUCCUGUGCUAGGAGGGUUCCUUGCCCUUAGGGGUGUCAUCGACUCGAUUAUCAAGAAAUCCUGUAUUGAAAUAUUGGCAGCAGAGCCGUCGAGUGUGUGUGCUGGAGAGACAUUUCAAGCCGUGGUGAGGGGAAACGGAUUCCUCCACGCAAGAAACAUCGACCAGGUGCUCUGCAGCUUCAAAAUCAACGAUACCAUCACAGUCAAUGAAAAGCCUGCUGGUGUAGAAAACACAUUCUUACUGUGUCCAGCUCCUGUCAUCGAUGAGGUUGGAAAGGUGAUUUAUCUCCAAGUGAGCAUGAACGACGGUCUGUCCUUCAUCGGCAGCAACGUCCACAUCACCACCACAGAGUGUUUUGAUGGCACCAUCCUGCUGAUAACGCUGCUGGUUUUGUUCCUCCUGCUGGCCCUUCUCUUCAUGUGGUGGUUCUGGCCUUUGUGCUGCACCGUGGUGAUCAAGGAGCCUCCACCUCCUCCUCCACCAGAGCCUGAGUCAGAUGAUGACGAUGGCCUGCCAAAGAAGAAGUGGCCUACUGUGGAUGCCUCAUAUUACGGAGGAAGGGGAAUCGGUGGAAUCAAGAGGAUGGAGGUACGAUGGGGCGGUAAAGGCUCCACCGAGGAAGGGGCUAAGCUGGAGAAGCCAAAGAACGCGGUAGUGAAGAUGCCGGAGCAGGAAUACGAACCUUAUGAGCCCAAACCCAAGAAAGCUCACAACAAGAAGCCGCCUCAAAACCGCAAGUGGUACACACCCAUCCAGGGUAAACUGGACGCCAUCUGGGCUCUGUUUCGCCGCGGUUAUGACCAGGUUUCCCUGAUGAGACCCCAACCUGGUGAUCAUGGUCGAUGCAUCAACUUUACAAGAGUAAAAGACGAUUCGGCAGCAACCAAGGCCCCACCCCGUCCUCCAAUUCAUGCACCAUCGCCUCCUCCACCAGACUACCGUCCCAUUACCCGCUCCGCCUCCUCGUCUCCUACCUCUUCCAGCCCACCCACCAGAUCACCACCGUCAGGCCAGGUGCCUCCAGGGCCCCCGCCGUCCCGCACGCCUCCAGGGCCGCCCUGUCCUCCACCAGCCCGUCCUCCACCCUCCCUUCAACCCUAAAUCAUGCAGACAAACGUCCUCCGCCCUCCCGCCCUGUCCACUUUGAUAUCACAUUGAUAUUACUACCCGUCUGAGCAUGUAUUUAAUCUUAAAGGAGGUGGUCCUGCUGCCAAGUAUCCUCCUGCCUUCUAGCAAAGAUCAGCUGCAUGCUGAACCUGAGACAUGAGUCUUCCUUCUGUCGUCUGGGAUAGAGUCUCAAGCUAAGCUGCAAGCUCACAAUUAUAUGCUCUUGUGCCUUUACAUGGUUAACUACGGAUUAAGAAUCUGCUUGAGUUGAAUGCUUUCUGUAACUAACGCCAAAGCAAAUGUUGCAUAAAUCGAUGGGCAAAAACAUUUCUUUGAACUGUGGUUUAACUUGACAUUCUAUCUCACACAGAUCAAAUGCCAUUUCUGAGAUCUUGAAAGGAUUGUUGCUGGACAGCAAAGCAAAGAAGAAAGGGAUGUCUAUCAAUGAAAGAUUGAAAGAUAUUUAAAAAUUGUCUAUCUUUAUCAACUACUGAGUUUUGUGGUUUCUGGUUAUUUUUGACACCUUCUCCAUUUCGUAUCUUUGCAGUUUUGAUUAUUUAGUGCCCAUCUUUUUGGGUCUGUCGCAAUAAAUUUUGUACGGUAUAAAACUCAUGGUUUACUAAGCCAAAAUUCAAUUUUUAAGUAUUUUUAAAACAAAAUGAUUGCAUAGACCCUUUGCAACUACGCCACUUGAUUAGUUGAGGUGCCAUGAUGGACGUUGUAGUGACGGACGGGAGUAUUAAACAGAGAAGACUGCCAUUGUUUUCCAAAGUUGUUUUUGCCGGUAUAGCCACAGCUUGCACUCGUUCAAUUCAAACUAAUUUGUCUGUGGACGGAGCUUACCUAGUCGGGGUUCAUAGAUAGUGGAAUUGACAAAAGUUGGAACUAGUUAGCAGGAAUGGAGGGCUCGAGACCGGUCUUGGCCUCAAGCUUUCCCCCCCCCCGGUGUUGGCCUCGGUCUAUAAUAAAACGUAUGUGAAACAUGCAUAACCGUAAAAACACACAGCAACGCUAAAACAUUGUCUUAGCCACACAAGCUUUAAAUUAAGACACAAACUUUGCUCUUUCGAACGAUAUGACAAUCGUCGAACUACGUGCAAAACUCACAGAACCAGCAGCCAAUACAGAGGAAAAACAAAGCCUAUUUUGUCAUGCCAAAACUUACCUUCGAUGUUUUAUAACCAGAAUCCGUGUUAGCGAAAAUAUUUCCACUUUGGUUCCUGCACUCUGUUGUCCUUGCGUCAGCUCUGUUGGCUCCGUGAUUUUCGGAAAUCCCACGGCAUCUAUUGGCUCUGAUAGUUUCGGGAAUUUCCCAUGUGAGGCUAUUUGUGUUCCUGUGUGUACUAGGCAUAAUAUGUCCAGGAUAUGUUUUAGGAACAGUGAGUUUUUUAACAUCUAAUUAUUUAUGGCUAUAUUUUUUUUCUGACACAUUUUAUUAAACUAAUAUCUCAAUUUUUUUCAUUUAACAUACAACUAUUGUGCAAUGUAAGCUGAUUAAUUCAGUUUAGAGAAUGUGUAUCAUUGUGUGGCUGCAUUUAGUAACUUAAAUAUUAGUUUAUUAUGACCGUUAUUAAUUUAAAACCAAGAAGUAGUUUUGGUUGACUUUUUUCCAUUAAUAUUUGCAUUUUUGGUGUACAAAAAGCAAUGUCCUGAAAUAUUUAUUGAAGUCAAACAUUCAACUUCAGCCUUGGUCUCGGUCUUGGUCUCGGAAGAACCGGUCUUGACUCCAUCCUUCCUAGCUAGCUUAGAAACCGACCCACAAAUACUUCGUCCCCUUGAAAUGUUUGUUGAGUUGAACAAAAAAUUCAACAAACACUUCACAGAUUUUUCUUUUUUUAAUCGAUUUUUCUAACGGUAAAAAAGGUAAAAACCUUUUUUUUAUAUCUGAAAAA